AGAUAUGUUAGUACAACUUGGUGCUGAUGUGAACGAAGCUGGGGGCAAGUUUGGGAAUCCUCUACAGGCGGCAUGCUUUGGGGGCCAUGAUGAAGCCGUACAAAAGUUGCUGAACUACGGUGCCGACCCAUACGCAGGUGGCUUGUUCAAAUGCGCAUUCACCGUAGUUUGCAUGGGAAAUAAUUAAGAAGUUGCUUUGUCACUUCUUGAUCUCGCCUUGGUCAUUGCCACGCAGGACGAGUAUGAUCGGAUUCUUAGACGGGCUUCUGAGGCGGGCUUCUGAGGCGGGCUUCGUUGAGGUGAUACGCCAGCUGCAGCAGAAACACGGGCAAGCGCAUCA
Aspergillus glaucus CBS 516.65 is the source of this 340-nucleotide messenger RNA. RefSeq lists its product as uncharacterized. Gene Ontology annotation, molecular function: protein binding. The record is from RefSeq and is a predicted model, not a curated record. Lineage: Eukaryota; Fungi; Ascomycota; Eurotiomycetes; Eurotiales; Aspergillaceae. The transcript has a single exon. Bases 5 to 187 code for a protein of 60 amino acids.